GGGCGUCCGCCGAGCAGGGGCCGUCCCUGGCCGUCCGCGGUAGCGGCUCCUGAGCGACAGGAGACAGCCAUCACCCCUCCCUCUUUUGAGGAGGGCAGGGAAAUCUUUUGCUCAGGUCACCUGUUGGAUAGUGAUCCAGAUGUGAGAUAAUUAGAGAAAAAACUACCAACUUUCUUGCUUUUAAAGACAAUUUCCAAAAGACUUCUUAGUUUUGGAAUAAUUAAGACAAAGGAAGAAAACAUGCUUUAUAUCUGCAAAAGAAGGAAGAUUCUUCAAUCACAAUGUCAUCCAACCAGGACAUUUCUCUGUCUUCAUAUGAUGAAGGUCAAGGAUCUAAACUUGUUCGAAAGGCUAAAGAGGCACCAUUUGUCCCCAUUGGAAUGGCGGGUUUUGCGGCAAUUGUUGCAUAUGGAUUAUACAAAUUGAAGAGCAGAGGAGAUACUAAAAUGUCCGUUCACCUUAUCCACAUGCGCGUGGCAGCCCAAGGUUUUGUUGUGGGAGCAAUGACUCUUGGUAUGGGCUAUUCCAUGUAUAAGGAAUACUGGGCAAAACCUAAACCGUAGAAGAGAUCCUGUGUUGGUCUUGGUGGUACUUACUUUAAUUAGACAUCUCAUAUUGAGGUUAUAUGAUUGUAUUGAAAGUUAUUUGAACGGGUCAAACAAUAACACGGUAAUUGGAAUAUUGACUUCCUUUCUUGCAGACUUGAUUUACCUGAUAAUGAAAUUACUAGUGAGUAGUUUACUAGCUGGGUCAUUCAGGGGAGUCAAAUUAGCACCAAAAAACAUGUAAGCGCUUGAUGGUGGUAAACCAUUCACCUUCUAAACUUUUCUGAUGAAAUCAGUUCUAAAUAAGACAACCGUCCAAUUCUAAAGUACUCCCAAUUGCUAUAAGAUAUUAUCUACCCCAGUUAAUUUAAUUUGUUCCUGCCUGCCUCAUGGACUGAGCAGUACUUCAGUUUUUAGGUCUGGUUGGCUCUUGAAAUAAUAAUGUAGUGCAUGGAUUGUGCCAUCAUAGGCCUUCCCCCCAACUGAAAAUGUGUGUGUGUUUAAACCAAACCUAAAAAGCUGACAAGAACUGCCUUAUUUAAAAAGUAUACUUGUAAACGUGAAAAAAACUUAAUUAUGGGUUCCAGUUUAGCGCUUUUGUAAUUCAGAAUUAUAUUUUUGCUGCUGUUAUUUAGAAUAGUUUUUAGAUGUCAUCUUAAAACAGAAGUGUAUUUUAAGCCCUAAUUUAAAGGUAAAUGAACAAUACUUUUUCAGUGUGCCGUAUGUUUAUUUCCUCUGUAAGAAUCAUAAAUGCUAAACUAAAAUUACUUAAUGGAAGUGGUUAAAGCAGGUUUGAUCCAAUGUUAUAUAAACUUUGAGAUACUACAGAAUGCUUUAUUGCAUUUGUGAUAUUCUCUUGUCUCACCUGAAUUUACAUUCCAUGGUGAUACAUGGUAAAUGUAAUGUGUUAUUAAAGUAAGUGAACACAUCCGAUAUCUUCUGUUUAUUUCAAAUUAGAAAAAUAAAACAUUCCUGAAAACACCAUAAAAGUUAAUUUUCAAGAAAAGAUAGAAACAUUUCGUACCUUUGGUAGGAACCACAGGUAAAGAAUAUCUACCAAAUAGGAAUAAUAGCUAACAUUUAUUGAGCAUUUUCUAUGUGUCACACAUUGCUCUAAGCAUUUUUCAUCUGUCAUUUAAGAUCCUAGCAACCCUAAGGAGUUGCUAGUUCACAUAGCAAGAGAUUUGGGACAUGAACAGGUGAAAUAAUCCAAGGUCGCACAAGCUCAAAAGGAUUAUAGGUCUGGACCUGGAACCUAGGCACUGGAGAGGUAGGUCUUUCAUAGUGAUAAAGAAUUGUAGUGUUAGUCUUUGUGGAAUUCAUACUGGAAUACAGCCGGUGUCACAAAUUAAUAAAACGAGACAAGAAGUCUUAACUCACCACUGACUGUAUAGCCAGCACCAAAUCAGUGUUUACUCAAUCUUAACUAACUAAAAACUUAAGGUAAUUUCUAUAGUCCUGUCUAAUAGAUCUUUACAUGGGUCUGUGAGAAAGUACUUUAAAAAUGUAAGAUACAAUCAAAAUCAACAAACAACUAUGAACCAGAGAUACUCUAUGGGGUGUGGGG
Messenger RNA from Talpa occidentalis (Iberian mole), 2112 nucleotides. It is a transcript of the gene HIGD1A, whose product is annotated as HIG1 hypoxia inducible domain family member 1A. Gene Ontology annotation, cellular component: mitochondrion. Bases 282 to 563 code for a protein of 93 amino acids. The record is from RefSeq and is a predicted model, not a curated record. Gene Ontology annotation, biological process: mitochondrial respirasome assembly; negative regulation of apoptotic process. The transcript is spliced from 5 exons. Lineage: Eukaryota; Metazoa; Chordata; Mammalia; Eulipotyphla; Talpidae.